AUGUCACAGCUUAAGUUCUGUUCCCGACGAUCCCCCGUGGUUUGCUGUAAUGCCUGUGUUGCGUCAAGCCAGUCUCUUGCCACGAAUAUUGGCCUUGAUAUUUUAAAGAUGGGCGGCAAUGCUGUAGACGCUGCUGUGGCUGUCGCCGCCGCUUUAAAUGUUACAGAACCUUUCAGUACAGGGCUGGGUGGAGAUUGUUUCUGCCUGUACUAUGAUGCAAGGACAAAGCAGGUGCGUGGUCUCAAUGGAAGUGGACGGUCUCCACAAUCCCUCACCCUGGAGCUGCUAAAAGAAGAUGGCUUUGAUGAAGCGAAUCCUUUGCCUUUACGACAUGCAUGUAACAUCACAGUCCCUGGUGCUGCUGCUGCAUGGUGUGAUGCUGUCACGUUGUAUGGAAGCAAACAGCUUUCCAUGGGGCAAAUUUUGCAACCAGCAAUAGAAAUGGCUGAGAAGGGCUUUCCAGUGUCUGAAAUUACUUCUUACCAGUGGAAGCAAGAUGCUUAUGUCCUUCAGUCACCUGGAAAUCAACAUGGAAAGGACCUCUUGAUCAAUGGUGAAGCACCAGAGCAUGGCCAAGUCUUCCAAAAUCCUCUUUUGGCAAACACUUUUAAGGAGUUAGCAAAAUCUGGCAAAAGAGGCUUUUACGAAGGCCAUGUGGCUAAAGCAAUCGUGGAUGUUAUUCAGAAUAAUGGUGGAGUAAUGGAUUUAGGAGGCCUGAAAAGUCAUGUCACUGAAGAAGUUGAGCCUAUUGUCACAAAUUACAAGGGCAUGAAUAUUUGGGAAAUUCCUCCAAAUGGACAAGGAAUCACAACUUUAUUAGCCUUGAAUAUUUUAGAAAAUUACAAUAUGAAAGAUCUGGACCAUAAUUCUACUCGUUAUUUGCACAUUUUAAUUGAAGCAUUCAAGCUGAGCUUUGCUGAUAGUUUUUGGUUUUGUGCUGAUCCAGAAAAAGAAACAAUACCUAUAGCACAGCUCCUUUCUAAAUCUUAUGCCAGAGACCGUUCAAAGUUAAUCAAUUUACAUAGAGCAACUGCCCAAUAUAGUCACGGAAAUCCCUCCUCAGUGGGCAGUGACACCGUUUAUUUUAGCGUGGUGGAUGCUAAAGGCAAUGCCUGCUCUUUCAUUAACAGCCUGUACAAAGGAUUUGGUGCAGGGCUGGUGCCAGAUGGCUGUGGAUUUACCUUGCAAAACAGAGGAGCCAGUUUUUCACUACAGCAUGAUCAUCCAAACUGCCUGGGCCCUCGGAAGCGGCCCUAUCAUACAAUUAUACCAGCUCUGGCCACUGCAGCUGAUACAGGAGAACUGUUGUGCUGCUUUGGAGUUAUGGGAGGAUUCAUGCAACCACAAGCUCAGGUUCAAGUACUACUGAAUAUGUUUGAAUUUGGAAAGAAUCCACAAGAGGCUUUGGAUGCAUCUCGUUUUUAUUUGGAAUAUAGCAAAAAAGAUGCGUGGCAGGUGUUCUUGGAAGAUGGCAUUCCUCAAAACAUAACAGAUGAUUUGAGAGCCAUGGGCCAUAAUGUCAUGGAACCUGUACUUGGCUAUGCCAGGAGCAUGUUUGGACGUGGUCAAAUUAUCACCAAAGGAGAAUGGUGGAGACAAAAACCUGUCUCUUCUUCCUACAGUGUACUUUGGGCUGGAUCUGAUCCUCGAGCUGAUGGUUGUGCAUUGGGAUACUAG
This is a messenger RNA of Protobothrops mucrosquamatus (brown spotted pit viper), 1677 nucleotides long. RefSeq names its product glutathione hydrolase-like YwrD proenzyme. Gene Ontology annotation, molecular function: glutathione gamma-glutamate hydrolase. Gene Ontology annotation, biological process: glutathione catabolic process. The transcript is spliced from 11 exons. The coding region runs from base 1 to 1677 and encodes 558 amino acids. The record is from RefSeq and is a predicted model, not a curated record. NCBI's taxonomy places the organism in Eukaryota, Metazoa, Chordata, Lepidosauria, Squamata, Viperidae.